This is a messenger RNA of Symbiodinium sp. CCMP2456, 5982 nucleotides long. The record is from the annotation of a GenBank genome assembly. NCBI's taxonomy places the organism in Eukaryota, Dinophyceae, Suessiales, Symbiodiniaceae.
AUGGCCACCGCAGCCUGGGACGGAGAUGAUUUCGAGAUGCUGGCGCCCAUCGACACGAAGCCCUGUCAGGCCGGUGCGCUCCAGAACUGGCUGAAUGCCCGUCGCCGCGCGACGCUCGAGCUGAGCGCAGGGACAGUUCUGACCGGCUUCUCCUUCGGAGCUCCGGUGUCGGUCUCUGGCGAGGUGGUCUUCAACACGGGCAUGGUGGCUUACCCGGAGUCCCUCACGGACCCGUCCUAUGCAGGUCAGAUCCUGGUCUUCACCUACCCGCUCGUGGGAAACUAUGGGAUCCCUUCCGAAGACCCGGAUGACUUGGGCUUGUCGAAGUGGUUCGAAAGCGACCGAAUCCACGUAAAGGCCGUGGUGAUCUCGGACUACUCUUACGAGCCCUCUCACUACUCCUGCGUGCGCACGCUGGGGGACUGGCUGAACAGCCAGGGUGUGCCGGGCAUCUACGGCGUGGACACGCGCAUGAUCACCAAGAUCAUCCGCCAGGAGGGGGCCAUGCUUGGCCGCCUAUUGGUGAACGGCAGCGACGGUUGCCAUCCGGCCAUUCCUUUCGAGGACCCCAACACGAGAAACCUGGUGGCGGAGGUCUCCCGCUCUCAGAAGCAGACUUUCGCACAAGCAGCGCAGGGCCAGAAGGAGGUGCACAUCAUUGCCGUGGACUGCGGCAUGAAGAACAACAUUAUUCGCUGCCUGGUGGCUCUUGGGGUUCGACUCACCGUGGUUCCUUGGGACUACGACUUCAGCCAGGACCACUUCGAUGGCCUCUUUCUCAGCAACGGCCCCGGGGAUCCGAGCCAGUGCGCCCAGACGAUCCGCCAUGUGAGAACGGUGAUGCAGCAGCGCCCCAACACACCCAUCUUCGGCAUUUGCCUGGGCAACCAGAUCUUGGCCCUGGCGGCUGGGGCGAAGACUUUCAAGAUGAAGUUCGGGAACCGUGGGAUGAACCAGCCCGUCGUGGACCUCCGAACGCAGCGCUGCUACAUCACCGCUCAGAAUCACGGCUUCGCCGUCGACGCCCAGUCCCUUCCCAGCGGCUGGGUGCCUCUCAUGGUGAACGCGAACGACGGCACCAACGAAGGCAUCAUCCACAGCUCCAGGCCCUGGUUCUCCGUCCAGUUCCACCCCGAGGCCUGCGGCGGGCCCAUGGACACAGACUUCCUCUUCAAGCAGUUCUUGCAGUUCAUCGCCGAGCCCGCCUCCACGGCCGUGACGACCAUCCCUUACUCCCUGCCGCUAAGCUAUCGCAAGGUUCUGGUGCUGGGCUCCGGCGGUCUGACGAUCGGCCAGGCAGGAGAGUUCGAUUACUCGGGCAGCCAGGCGCUUAAGGCCCUGAAGGAGGCCGGCAUCAUGUCCGUGCUGAUUAACCCGAACAUCGCCACCGUUCAGACCUCUGCCGGCAUGGCUGACCGCGUUUACUUCUUGCCUGUGACCCCGGAGUUCGUGACCAAGGUUAUCGACCGCGAGCGCCCGGACGGCAUUUUCGUGUCCUUCGGCGGCCAGACGGCCCUGAACUGCGCGUGCAGGCUCCACGAGCAGGGGGUCUUUGAUCGCUUCAACGUGCAGGUGCUGGGCACUCCCAUCGAGGCCAUCAUCAAGACGGAGGACCGCGACCUCUUCAGCCAGGUGGUGGACGCAUGCGGCGAGCGGAUCGCCGAGAGCAGCUGCUGCGGCUCGGUGGCGGAAGCCGUCCAUGCCGCAGAGCAGAUUGGCUACCCAGUGCUGGUGCGGGCCGCCUUCGCCCUUGGCGGCCUGGGCAGCGGCUUCGCCGACAACGAGAACGAGCUGAGGAAGCUGGUGACGGUGGCUUUGGUCAACAGCCCCCAGGUGAUCGUCGACAAGUCCUUGAAGGGCUGGAAGGAGCUGGAGUAUGAGGUGGUGCGAGACAAGAACGACAACUGCAUCACGGUGUGCAACAUGGAGAACUUGGACCCCAUGGGCAUCCAUACAGGCGAGUCCAUUGUCAUCGCACCCUCACAGACGCUGAACAACGAGGAGUACUACCGGCUCCGGCAGUGUGCCUUGAAGAUCAUCCGGCACUUGGGCAUCGUGGGCGAAUGCAACAUCCAGUAUGCGGUGGAUCCCAAGAGCUCUCAGUUCCGCAUCAUCGAGGUGAACGCCAGGCUCUCGCGCAGCAGUGCCCUUGCCUCCAAGGCCACGGGGUAUCCUCUGGCCUACGUGGCUGCCAAGCUGGCGCUGGGCCACGACUUGGCGCAGCUUCGCAACAGCGUGACGCGAUGCACCACUGCCUGCUUCGAGCCAUCUUUGGACUACGUGGUAGCCAAGGUGCCCCGCUGGGACCUCCAGAAAUUCUCCACGGUGGACGCCCGCAUAGGCUCUGCCAUGCAGAGCGUGGGCGAGGUCAUGGCCAUCGGCCGAACCUUCGAGGAGACCAUCCAGAAGGCCUUGCGCAUGGUCGACGAGGCAAGCCCAGGCUUCGACCCUGCGCGCUAUGAGAUUGAGCUGGAGAGGCGAGGGAUCAGUGCAUCGGGGCCGGAGUUGGAGAAGGAGGUGAAGAAGGAGCUCAGCAACCCAACCCCUGUAAGGCUUUGGGCUGUUGCGAAGGCUUUCGAGCUUGGCAUGGACGUGACGGAUGUCCAUCGCCUCACCAACAUCGACCGCUGGUUCCUGGCCAAGCUGCAUGGCCUGCACCAGCUCAAGGUGGCCCUGCGUCUCAUGGACUUCUACGAGCUCCGAAGCCAUCCCGCGGUCCUGCGCGAGGCGAAGUGCCGCGGCUUCUCGGAUUGCCAGAUUGCAGCGCUGGUCUCGGCUCCAGCGCUGGUGCACAUGGAGAUGUCCCCACGGCUGCUGCCGACGGACUUCGGGGCAAGCCGCUACACCGGCGGUCCUGUGACAGAGGCGCACAUCCGGCACUUGCGCAGGAGUGCGAGCAUUGUUCCCAAAGUAAAGCAAAUCGACACGCUGGCGGCUGAGUUCCCGGCAGAGACGAACUACCUCUACCUGACCUACAGCGGCGAGGAACACGAUGUGGAGCUGCCCGGCAGCCAGGCUCCCACCGACGAUGACUGCUUGCCCCCGCUUUCACUGCAGCCGUCCAUACCGGAGCCAAUGUCACUGCAGACCCCACAGAGCCAGAAGGCAGAGAAGGAGUCCAGGGUGGUGGUGUUGGGCUGCGGGCCUUACAGGAUCGGUAGCAGUGUGGAGUUCGACUGGUGCAGCGUUUCCUGCGUGCGCACGCUGCGGAAGUUGGGUCACAAGGCUGUGGUGGUGAACUGCAACCCUGAGACAGUGUCGACGGAUUUCGACGAGUCCGACCGGCUGUACUUCGAAGAGCUAAGCCACGAGCGCGUGCUGGACAUCGCAGAGUUGGAGACGCCGCGGGGCAUGGUGGUGUCUGUGGGCGGGCAGACGCCAAACAACUUGGCCCUCGGCUUGCACCACUGCGGCGUGCGCAUUCUGGGCACCUCCGUGGAGGCCAUCGACACGUGCGAGGACCGCAAGAAGUUCAGCCAGCUCUGUGAUCAGCUUCGCAUCGACCAGCCACAGUGGUCCCAGUUCGAGACUUUGGGGGAAGCUCGCAACUUCUACCGAUCCGCGGGCUUCCCGGUGCUGGUCCGGCCCUCCUACGUGCUCAGUGGCGCGGCCAUGCGCGUGGUCACCAACGACUCCGAGCUCGAAGUCUUCCUGAAGACGGCCGCCGUGGUCUCCCGAGACCACCCCGUAGUGAUUUCCAAGUACAUCACCGGUGCAAAGGAGGUGGAGCUGGAUGCCGUGGGCAGGGCCGGCGAGCUCGUGAACUAUGCGAUCGCGGAGCACAUCGAGAACGCCGGCGUGCAUAGUGGGGAUGCCUCCCUCCUGCUGCCGGCGCAGCGGCUUUUCGUGGAGACGCACCGCAAGGUGAAGAGUAUCUCGCAAAAGCUGUGCAAGGCUCUGAAGAUUUCGGGGCCCUUCAACAUCCAGUUCAUCUGCAAGGACAACGAGGUCAAGGUCAUUGAGUGCAAUUUGAGGGCCUCGCGGUCCAUGCCUUUCAUCUCCAAGACCUACAACGUGAACUUCAUCGAGCUCGCGACUCGCGUUAUGGUGGGCAUGCCAGUGCGCUCAGCGGUCAUCCAGCCGAUGGACAUCGACUUCGUGGCCUGCAAAGCGCCCAUGUUUUCCUUCGGGCGCUUGAAGAACUCCGAUCCUCGGCUGGGCGUGGAGAUGUCCUCCACAGGUGAGGUAGCCUGCUUCGGCAUGAACGCCUACGAGGCGUUCCUGAAGAGCAUGGUAGCCGCGAAUUUCAAGCUUCCCUCGCAGAGCAUCCUCUUGUCGCUGGGUUCCCCGGCAGCGAAGAGCGAGUUCGUGAGCUCCGGGGCGGCCCGGCAGCUCCUUGAGAUGGGCUACUCCCUUUACGCAACCAAGGGCACGCAUGAGCACCUCGUAGGCGCCGGGCUGCAGAGCAGCAUGGUCUUCAAGCCUCUGGUGAAGAGGGAGCCGAACGCCGCCACGCUCCUGCAGGGACGCAAAGUCGACCUGGUGAUCAACGUGCCCGACUCUAUGGACUCGGAUGCUCUCACUGACGGCUUCAGGAUCCGCCGGGGUGCCGUGGACUCAGGCACGUCGCUGAUCACGGACAUCAAGACCGCCAUCUUCAUGUGCCACGCCCUGCACCGGAAGUGGACGAGGGAGGCGAGCGGCAAGCCCUUCUGGGACAUCUGCUCUUGGCAGGAGCCAGUUCUUCUAGUUGCCGAAUCUCUGGGCGCAGUGAUCGCUCUGAGCCUCGCCUUGAAGCGGCCGAGCCUGCCCCAAGCUUUGUGUCUGCUGAAUCCAGCUACGAGCUACCGAAGAAGUGCCUUGUCCUUGGUGGCUCCAGUGCUGCCCCGCCUCCCCGAGCAGCUGUACACCUCGCUGCCAGCGGUAGUUACGCCCCUCUUUGGCAAGCUGGGCUGGUAUGACCAAGUUGUUCAAGAAGAUCCACGGGCCAGUCCGGACGAGGAUGGCCCGUUGGCAGAGCUGAUGCGGAUAAGCCGCGGUCUCAGCCGAGCCCUGCCGCCCGACACGCUCCAAUUCCGUGAGUCGGCCUACCUUCGAGAAGGCGUCCGCAGACUGGAGCCGCUCCUUUUGGAGCUCCGGCUGCAAGAACCUCCAUGGCUCCAGCAGACACUGCUGGUGGCUGGUGAUUCGGAUGCUGUGUUGCCAUCCAUGGCCGAGACGGAGAGGUUGCUCAAGUUGAUGCCAGGUGCCCAGCGCAAGGUCAUCCCUGGUGGGGCGCAUGCAUGCUUCGAUGAUGUGACCAGCGUGAAUCUGCUAUCGCUGUUGACAGAUGCUGGCAUCGUCCAGUCUUUGACAGAGGCUGCCCCAGAGGAGAUGAGUCUCGUGCCAGAGAGCUGGUUGGAUGCCUCACUUAUGCAGGCGAGGACAUGGGUGUCUCCGGUGUUCCUCUCCGUGCUCCCUGGGGGCCAGAUUGUUCGAGGGCUCCCGCAACUGGCGCCAGCGGCCCUGCAAGAAAACCCGAUCCUUUUCGUCGGGAAUCACCAGCUGUUCAGUUUAGAUGGUAUCUUCCUCGUGGACGAGUUCCUCCGAGAGCAGCGGCGGCUUGUGACCGCUAUGGUGUACCCGCCUCUGCUGAAUGAAGUUUCUCCACUCGCUCCGCUCCCCUAUCCCUUCCCGGGCUCGCGGCAGCUGUUCGAGAAGUUCAAGGUAAUGCCCACGAGCGCCCGAAACUUGCUUCGUGCGCUGCGGCCCAACCGAACAGGCAAUGUUGACGGACCAGGCGCCGGGGCGGCCUUGCUGUUCCCCGGGGGAGCCCGGGAGGUCUUCAAGCGAAAGGGAGAAGAGUAUCAGCUCUUUUGGCCUCCCCAGCCUGAGUUCAUUCGCAUCGCUGCCAAAGCGAACGCCACGAUCAUACCCUUCAGCGGCAUUGGAAGUGAUGAGUUCUUUGCCGGGACGGUGCUGGAUUCGAGCGAGCUGCUGAACAUGCCCGUGGUCGGCGACUGGCUCCGUGAUCGAACACAAGAUCUCCCCAGCUUCGUGGAG